AAGCACCAAAAUGGUCAACCCAGCCAUCAAAGAACUCAUGGACGAGACCAUGGCGCGCGGCAACAUCCCGCCGCCCUCGAAGAAGCCCGAGACCGACGUCGCCACCGACACCAAAGCGGCCACGCCACCCCCCACCCUCGCCGACUCCGUAACCGCAGCCGUGGGCCGCGCCAAAGAAGCCGUCGACGAAGUCACCUCAUCCGCAGCCACGGCCGCACAGAAGGCGCUCGACAAGCUCGAGAUCGGCGGUGAGGAGGGCGGGAUCGUCGGGGGCGAUGGCGUUAUCGGAGCACCGCUGCAGGGGAUUGGCAACAGUUCGAGCGAGACGGCUGCUGAAGAGAAGGGCGCGGGUAAGGGUAAGGCGAAGGCGAAGGCUGAGGAGGGCGAUGGGGAGGAGAAGGGGGUUGGUGGGCAGGAGAAUGUGGGGAGGCUUAGGGGUGGAGAGUGAAGCGGCUGCUGAGUGAGAGGGAAGAGGGAGGAGGGAGGAGGGAGUAGGGAACGGUGGGGAUUGGGGGGGUUAUGAGAUGGUAUUGGAACUCGAAGCCAUGAUACGGGUGUGAAAGGGAUACAGAU
Messenger RNA from Mytilinidion resinicola, 573 nucleotides. RefSeq lists its product as uncharacterized. NCBI's taxonomy places the organism in Eukaryota, Fungi, Ascomycota, Dothideomycetes, Mytilinidiales, Mytilinidiaceae. The record is from RefSeq and is a predicted model, not a curated record. Bases 11 to 448 code for a protein of 145 amino acids. The transcript is spliced from 3 exons.